CAUCAAACCUUCUUAUAUAGCCAGCUUAAUGACGACAUGAAACUUGCCAAAAGCUCGUCUGAAGACACACAGUCAACAACCAAAAGAGCCAGACAACACGGAGGGAGAAAAUAAAAAAGGAUCCAAUUCAGAGUGGCGGCUCCAAUUCUCUUUUCAAAUUCGGUAACCGAGAAAACAGAAGAGAGCAAAGUGAGCCCGAGGAAGGAGCGGUCAUGAUUCCAGUAUUCAGUGACAAACAAACUUCACUUUAUUAGCCAUGCGAGAAUCAAGAGACGAGAUUCUACGCUCUUGUGAGCUCCCCCAAAAAAAUUUUAACAAAAUUUUCUCUUCAAAUAGUCGGUCGCCUUGACAACCAGAGGUCACCUUGAUGUGACUUGGCUGACGCGAGAAACCUGUCCGCUUCACGCUCAGCGCUUGUGUGGUUGUCGCAAAACGCUGCACCGUCUCCCAUUUCUUUCAUAUCAUCCCAGCUUUUUAAGUGCAUGAUGACAUCCGACCUGGCUAAAUGGCAAUUGCACAGUACUUUAAUAGUAGACUUGGCACACUGAAUACAAUUAUCUAAGAUAAAUUCCUAGAUAAUAAAUGAGAUAGAGAAAGAAAAUUACAUCGGGCUCGUGAUCACUUUUUGGAACUAAGAAGAGGGACUGAAGCAGAAAUCAGUAAAUCAAUUAUUCCAGCCAGGGAUCAUCGAUUUCGUUCGCAGAUUGCGAUAGGUAAAAUUAUAUUUUGGUGUUGGCGUUGAAAUAUAAGAAAAUAAAACAACUUUGACUAAUAUAAACACCUCGAACAUUCUACUGUGACUGAUCACGUGGUUAGCACGGAUCUCCCCAUCUCGAAAUCUAACAAGAGUCUAUAAAUAUGCCGUCACAGACCAAAAUGUGAUAGUAGCCCUAUCUUAACGCACAAAUCCUUUAUUUGGAAUUAAUCCGUCCUAUUGUAAAACGGGGUUUCUGAGUGUAAUCUUAAAUUUAAGACUUAAUAAUAUGUAAAACACAAUUGGCGUAGGAUAGAUCUGUUUGAUCACGAGUUUAGUUAUGCUACCGCACAUUGCACCAUAAGCUGAGAUUAAUAAAGAGUACAAUUCACGCACGAAUGUAUAAAAGCCGCAAACUUUGUAAGGUCUGAGUUGCCCUUCAAAAGUCACAAAAUGAAGUCAUCAGUGUUCAGCAUCGACUUGGUCCCCGAUCAGACAUUAGAUUUCUAUAAUAAGAGAGAAAGCUGCGACGACACUAGCAGUGGAAGCGGAAUUCCAAGUACGACACCUGGAACGUCAACCAGCAGCAGACCCAUUACUCUGAAUAGAAGCGUUUCAACUAGAAGUCAUUACUCUAACACCCUCUCGACAGGACGAACUUUAAUAUAUCUGAUUAAAGCCAAUUUGGGUCCUGGUCUUUUCGCUAUCCCAGCCGCGUUUAAAGAUGCCGGGUUGGUGGGCGGAUCCAUAGGAGUCCCCAUUAUGGCUCUUCUCUCUAUCCACUGCAUGCAUUUGCUUGUUAAAUGUACAGAAGAGUUAAAGUCGCGAUGUGGUGAUCCAGACAUGGCGAUGGACUAUCCCCAAGCUAUUGAAACAGCCUGUCUAACUGGACCGAGGAAAAUAGGCAGAUACGCUACAAUAGCCAGGAGGUUCAUCAAAGUUUCUGUGUUCUUCAAAGAAUUGGCUUUUUGUUCCGUCUUUAUUCUAUUCGCCGGCUACUAUUUACGACAGUUGGUGAGCUAUUAUUCCCCUGGGAACGAGUGGACCAUCAGACACUGGACGGCCAUAAUGAGCCUCCCUGCUCUUGUAAUGGCUUGCAUUCAAAAUGAAAAGUUUCUACACACUCUGUCGUAUUUUGCGAGCGGAAUUAAAGCUUUCAGCUUGAUCGUUCUGUUUGUCUACAUCUUCAAGGAUGAUUUGCCUCACGUCACAGAGCGCCCAGCGUUUUCUAAACCUUCCUACAUGCUGCUCUACUAUGGAACAGUUAUCUUCGCCUUCGAAGGCGUUACACAAGCCCUGCCACUACAUGACAACAUGCGAACGACACAGAAUUUUGGAGGAUGGAAUGGUGUUCUCAAUACGGGAAUGGUAAUCAUCAGCUGUCUUUAUUUUGCCGUUGGCUUCUAUGGCUACUUGAAAUACGGAGACAUUACAUACCCCAGCAUUACCAUGAAUUUACCCAAAGAAGAUGUAAUAUGUCAAGUGGUUAAAAUUGGACUCAUCAUCGCACUAUUGAUUAAUUACGGUAAUCAAUUGCACGCCGCCGUAGAGAUCACAGGGCCAACAAUCGACAGACGCUACAACAAUGAACGAAGCCGAAUGUUUGCCAAAUUUGGAAUUCGAGCUACUCUCUUCGUCUCUAGUGGUAGGUUAUAAAACAAAAUAAGACUG
Molecule: messenger RNA, 2365 nt
Organism: Daphnia pulicaria
Lineage: Eukaryota; Metazoa; Arthropoda; Branchiopoda; Diplostraca; Daphniidae
Product: proton-coupled amino acid transporter-like protein CG1139
Exons: 5
Coding region: 1148-2350 (400 amino acids)
Biological process (GO): amino acid transmembrane transport
Cellular component (GO): vacuolar membrane
Molecular function (GO): amino acid transmembrane transporter activity
Source: RefSeq, a predicted model, not a curated record